GUUCCUUAUUCCCACGUGAGAGUGAGUUUGUCUGUUUCUCUGUAGAGCCGCAGGAGGUUGAGGAGGGAGAGGGGGAAGGCUGUGCUGUGGCUCGCCCCGGAGCGAAGAAGGCUAUCAGCCCUCCUUCCCUGAUAUGGCCUCCGUGACUUCAGACCCACAGCAAAGGCACGUGUACCAGCCAGCAGAGUGAAGCUGAAGUGUGGAUGGUGUCUGUUCUCACUUAAGACUGACGCUGAGUGUGAUGAAUUCCGACCAACUCCUGGUCUGUCCCUACGACCGCAGCCACCAGAUCCGAAGCAGUCGCUUUCCUUACCACCUGGUGAAGUGUCGGGAAAAUCACCCUGAACUGGCAAACAUGAUUCGGGUCUGCCCCUUUAAUGCCAGGCACCGAAUUCCUCAACCUGAAUUUCAGCGCCAUCUCCUCCACUGUGAGGAUGGCAAGUUGGCAGCAGAGAGUGGCACGCAGAGCAUUGAAUUCACUGUCCCAGCUGACUUUUUGAACUCCACACCACAAGCCAGUAACCGAGCGAGACAUUGCUGCUUGGAGAGCUGGGAUGAUGAAGAGGAUGAAGCCUCAUCCCCUUUCGUCUUCGGUCAGAGUAAGUUUCUCAACGGUAAGAAGAUGUCGGGAAGAUGACCAGAAUGUACCUCCCCUGAGUGACCGUCGCAAGGCCUGAAACGUUAGAGAUAUGUUUUUAAGGAAAUUCCACGUUUUUGAUAACUGAUUUCAUUUUUGUAAAUGAGGGUUUUUAAAAGUUUUUACUUGUCCUUUUUUUUUUAGAAAGGACUUUGUGGUGGUUACAGAUUGUUUUUCUUCCUGUAUGCAAGCAUGGUCUCUGAAGUAGGCCUUGAACCCCCUACCUCAUCUCUUCUGAUGAAAUUCAGGGGGGAAGCAGUCGGACAUGUAGUGGUUCAAACGUUCUCUGAACUGUGUAAUUUCUCACGAUCUAGAUCAACAAAUCUUUGUGGGAAGCAUUGACAUUGUUACUUCAUGGUGUACCAUGCUGUGUUGACUGUAUGUCUGAUGUCCUUGUAUGUCAUAUUUUUGAUUUUUACUUUGUAAAUCUUCACCUUGCCCUGUUUUUUUUUGUCCA
This is a messenger RNA of Hemiscyllium ocellatum (epaulette shark), 1094 nucleotides long. Its product is annotated as gametocyte-specific factor 1-like. The coding region runs from base 242 to 637 and encodes 131 amino acids. The transcript is spliced from 6 exons. NCBI's taxonomy places the organism in Eukaryota, Metazoa, Chordata, Chondrichthyes, Orectolobiformes, Hemiscylliidae. The record is from RefSeq and is a predicted model, not a curated record.